ACAAGAUGCCCUAACAUCAUGUCGGCAUAUCCGGAUGUCGGCAUAUAUAAAGCUUCUCUAGUCCUUAUUUACUGCUGCCGUCAACUAGUCAGUCAAUCAACUCGUCAGCAAAAUGCUCCUCAAUUACAUCCUCCCCCUCCUCUCUCUCUUUUCCUUCCCCCUCACAACCGCAUCACAACCACAAACCCCCAACCUCUCCUACCUCUACACAGCCUACGUCCAAUGCGCCGGUAACAAACUGGAAGACCCCGGGCCCAGCGGUCCAGCCGGCAUGCGGAAGACAAUCCCCAUAGUCGGCGGGAACUUUACCGGGCCCCGUCUAUCAGGUCAAAUCCUCAACGUCGGCGCAGAUUGGGGCACCACAGACCCCGCAACGGAUAUUUUCUCCGCCGACACGCGGUAUAACCUCCGGACGAACGAUGGGGAGGAUAUCUUUAUACGGACGUCGGGGCCGAAGUCGCCGUCGGGACAGUUGCAUCUAAGGGUUUUGUUGGAGACGGGGAGUAAGAAGUAUUAUUGGGUGAAUAAUAUUGUUGCUAUCGGGGUUUUGACGAAUGUCGGGAAGACGGCGAAUUCGUCGCUACUUAAGAUUGAUGCCUGGAAUUUUGCAUCGGACUGGAAUACCACCAAGUUCGUUAAUCAGUAAUCUCUCCGCGUUAGUGCCGAGUGCACAGCCAGUCACCAUAUUCUCAAGGAAUGUAUAUCGUAAUCUGCACAUAGAUACAGCCAUUGAAAAGAAUUGUACAUACAUAUAUUCGUUCAUACUCCAG
Aspergillus glaucus CBS 516.65 is the source of this 770-nucleotide messenger RNA. Its product is annotated as DUF3237 domain-containing protein. The transcript is spliced from 4 exons. The record is from RefSeq and is a predicted model, not a curated record. Lineage: Eukaryota; Fungi; Ascomycota; Eurotiomycetes; Eurotiales; Aspergillaceae. Bases 113 to 646 code for a protein of 177 amino acids.